This is a messenger RNA of Didymella exigua CBS 183.55, 1686 nucleotides long. RefSeq names its product alpha/beta-hydrolase. The coding region runs from base 1 to 1686 and encodes 561 amino acids. The record is from RefSeq and is a predicted model, not a curated record. Lineage: Eukaryota; Fungi; Ascomycota; Dothideomycetes; Pleosporales; Didymellaceae. The transcript is spliced from 3 exons.
AUGAAGGUCGCCAUACUUCUCUCGUUCUUACCGCUGGCAUUCGCUGCUCCAGCUCACAUUGAGAAACGCGCUGGGCCUACAGUCGUUGCUCCCUCCCCACAAGCUACAGUGCUCGGUAAGAGCGCCCUCAACGUAGAGUCCUUUAAUGCGAUUCCCUACGCCCAGCCUCCGGUCGGACAACUGCGGCUCAAGCCACCUCAGCCACUGACCUCCAGCCUGGGUACGAUCGAUGGUACUGGUAUCGCCAGAGCAUGCCCUCAAUUCUUCUUCUCGGUCGAUCCGGCAGCAUUCCCCACUAAUGUCAUUGGCACCAUCCUGAACACACCGCUCUUUCAGGCUGUGUCCAAUGCUGGAGAAGACUGCUUGACCAUCAAUGUGCAGCGGCCUGCAGGUACUGCGGCGAACGCCAAGUUACCGGUGCUUUUCUGGAUCUUUGGUGGUGGAUUCGAAUUAGGCGGGACUGCGAUGUACGAUGGCACUUCAAUUGUAGCCGAUUCUGUUGCUCAGGGCAAGCCAGUAAUCUUCGUGGCGGUCAACUACCGCGUCGGAGGCUUUGGCUUUCUUCCUGGUAAGGAGAUCCUCGCAGAUGGAUCUUCCAACCUGGGUCUGCUUGAUCAGCGCCUGGGUCUACAGUGGGUUGCAGACAAUAUCGCUGCAUUCGGCGGUGAUCCCGACAAGGUUACUAUCUGGGGCGAGAGCGCUGGUGCAAUCUCAGUCCUUGACCAGAUGCUACUGUACAACGGAGACCACACUUACAAGGGCAAGGCGCUAUUCAGAGGCGGAAUCAUGAACAGCGGUUCCGUUGUGCCUGCGGACCCCGUUGAUUGCCCCAAGGGCCAGCUGGUUUACGAUACGGUGGUCAAGGCUGCUGGCUGCUCGGGUUCAUCCGACACCCUCGCCUGUCUUCGCCAAGUUCCCUACAACAUGUACCUCCAGGCCGCCAAUUCCGUUUCUGGUAUUAUAAGUUACACCACUGUGAAUCUCUCAUACCUGCCUCGUCCAGACGGCAAGGUCAUUACUCAAUCGCCCGAGCUCCUUGUUGCAUCCGGCAAGUAUGCAAAGGUCCCCUUCAUAGUCGGGAACCAAGAAGACGAGGGCACGCUCUUCGGUCUCUUCACAUCGAACAUUACGACUACCCGCGAACUAUCAACGUAUCUCUCAACCGUCUUCUUCAACAACGCGCGGCCCGCGCAGAUUGAUGAACUCAUCGGCACCUAUCAAACCACCACUGAGGACGGCAGUCCAUUCCGCACCGGUGUACUGUGGAACUGGUACCCACAGUUCAAGCGCGUCUCCGCCAUCCUCGGCGAUCUGACAUUUACGCUCACGCGCCGCAUAUUCCUCGAAGUGACUUCGCAGGUCAACCCAGGCGUAAAAUCAUGGUCCUACCUCGCGACUUACAACUACGGUACGCCGUUCCUGGGUACCUUCCACGGCUCAGACCUGUUGCAGGUCUUCUACGGCGUCUUGCCCAACAACGCAGCCAAGUCCAUCAGGGGCUACUACUUCAACUUCGUCUACAACCUCGAUCCCAAUGUCGGCAUCUCGCUGCCGAACUGGCCGCAAUGGAGCACGAGCAAGAAGCUCAUCGAGUUCAGAGCGAACAGCAACGCGCAGCUGGACGACAAUUUCAGGUCGGACACGUAUGACUUUUUGAAGACGAACGUGAACUCUUUCCGUAUCUAA